This is a messenger RNA of Drosophila nasuta, 3802 nucleotides long. RefSeq lists its product as uncharacterized. NCBI's taxonomy places the organism in Eukaryota, Metazoa, Arthropoda, Insecta, Diptera, Drosophilidae. The coding region runs from base 500 to 3544 and encodes 1014 amino acids. The record is from RefSeq and is a predicted model, not a curated record. Gene Ontology annotation, molecular function: calcium ion binding. The transcript is spliced from 13 exons.
GUGUUCAAAAAACGAAUCGCACACGGCGUGCACAGACGACGAGCCAAAAAUAAGCAAAUUAUUUAGCUGACAAUCGUCGAAAGGGACACAAAGGAUUACCCAGCCGACGAUUGUUGGUUAAAUUUGCAAACGGCUAGCAACAAAAAAAAAAUAUUUAAAAAAUCCAAAACUCAUAUAAAACGCGAACAAAAAAAAAAACCAGAAUAAAUAAUUUUAAAAUUAAUAAAAAAAAAUAAAUAAAUUAAACGAGCUGCAAAGUGAACUCAACGAACAAGUGCAAAAUUCGAAACCCACAAAAAUUGUGACAAAUUUUGCAUUUAAACGAGCGCAUAUAUUGUGGAUAAUAUAUGCGGAAUACGAGCAAGUGAUUUAUAUACAUAUAUUUUCCUAAUUAUUCAUAAUUACGGAAAAGACCGAAAGAAUAAAAGGAAAAUUUAUGACGUGGCUAACGUACUAACCACACUGGGAAACUCAAGGAUACUUUGUUGAUUUGAUUAUUAUGGGGCGGCUAACAAUUUGGUUCCUCUUGGGACUUACGUUAAUCGCCGUUUCCAAUAAUGUUGGGUUUGCCAAUGCCGAGGUCGGACCAAGCGAAUCAGAAUGUCGACCCUACAUUGAGAAGGCUAUAAAUGAACUGAAAACAGAUGGUGUCACGAGUAAAGAUGGUUCUGGAGAAUUACAAUCCGAUCAGCCAAGUAGGGAUGAUGAUGACGACGAUGAUGGUGGGCUUGAUGAAAAAGAAACUGUUGAAAUUACUGAUGUGGAUUCCACAGAGGACGCGAAAAGCGCCAACGACAUUGACGGCGACGGCAUACCAGACGAUGAGGACGACGACAUUGAUGGCGAUGGCAUACCAAAUGAUGAGGACGACGACAUUGAUGGUGACGGAAUACCCAAUGACAAGGAUGACGACAUAGAUGGCGAUGGCAUACCGAAUGAGGAUGACGACGACAUCGAUGGCGAUGGCAUCCCUAAUGACAAGGACGAUGAUAUCGAUGGCGAUGGCAUACCGAAUGACAAGGACGAUGAUAUCGAUGGCGAUGGCAUUCCCAAUGAUGAGGAUGACGACAUCGAUGGCGAUGGUAUUCCCAAUGAGGAUGACGAGGACAUCGAUGGCGAUGGUAUUCCCAACGAGAAGGAUAAAGACCUCGAUGGCGAUGGUAUUCUGAAUCAUGAGGACAACGACUUGGAUGGCGAUGGUUUGCCGAACGAGAAAGACGAUGAUUUGGAUGGUGAUGGUACCGUAAAUCAUGAGGAUGAAGAUAUCGAUGGGGACGGUACGGUGAAUCACGAGGAUGGCGACUUGGAUGGCGAUGGUUUGCCCAACGAGAAGGAUGAGGAUCUGGAUGGAGAUGGCAAAGCAAACCAUGAGGACGAAGACAUCGAUGGAGAUGGUACCUUGAAUCAUGAGGACAGUGACAUCGAUGGCGAUGGCGUGCACAAUGAUGAGGACCGUGACGUCGAUGGCGAUGGUUUAACCAACUCUGAGGAGCCUCAAAGUGCCGAUAUCGAUGGAGAUGGCGUGCCAAAUCAUUUGGAUGACGACAUCGAUGGAGACAACAAGAAGAACGAGAAGGAUGAGGACAUGGACGGUGAUGGCAUCUUAAAUGAACAUGACAAUGACGUCGAUGGCGACGGUAUUCCCAACGAGCACGAGGAUAGCGGCGAAGACGACGAGGAGGAGGAAGUUAAGAAGCGUAGCAAGCGUGAAGUUGAUGCUGCUCCUAUUUUGGACGUCGAGGAACCCGCCAGCCCCGCUGAAGAAUUCCCCGUUGAGGAAGAGCCAGCUGAGGAGGAAGCUGUAGAGGCUGAAGUCGCUGCUGAAGCUGAGGCUGAACCUGAAGCUGAAGCGGAAGCAGAGCCUGCCGUGAGUGUGGAGGAAGAGAAAGAAGAGGAAGUAAAAGAAGAGCCAGAACCAGUUGCUGAGGAUGAGAAGUCCGCUGAGAAGGAGGUAGAAGCGGACAAGUCCGUCGAGGAAGCUGCUGAGGAGCAGCCUAAGCCUGCCGAAGAAAGCGCAGAGCAGGUUGCUGAGCCCGUUGAAGCCGCAGCUUCAGCUGAAGACGAAGCUGAAGCUGAAGAAGAGCCUCAGGCAGCGGAAACCGCAGUUGCUGCUGAAGAUGAAGUUGAAGAAGAUGACACCAAGCCUGAAGACGAACUGCUCUGGGAAGGAGAAAUCCCCCAGAACCGUCGUAGCCGUCAACACAUCUCUGAGCUUUUGCAGUUGGAUGAGGAGUUCAACGCUCGUGAAAAGGCUACCGACAAUGUGGCCGAGAUUAUUCUGCGCGAUAUCAAGAAGAUUUACGAGAAUGCCGUCAAACCCCUGGAGACGCUGUACAAAUACCGUGACUUGAGCAAUCGCCACUUUAGCGAUCCCGAAAUCUUCUCAAAACCAUUGAUUCUAUUCAUGGGUCCAUGGUCUGGUGGCAAGUCGUCCAUUCUCAACUAUUUGACCGACAACGAAUACACGCCCAACUCGUUGAGAACCGGAGCGGAACCAUCUCCGGCAUACUUCAACAUACUGAUGUGGGGCAAUGAGACCGAGGUUUUAGAUGGCACUCAACUGGCAGCUGAUUACACCUUCGCGGGUCUGCAGAAGUUCGGUCAGGGACUUGAGGAACGUCUGCGUGGCCUGAAAAUUAAGAGCAAGUUGCUCGAAAAGGUCAACAUCGUUGAGAUACCCGGCAUUCUUGAGGUACGCAAACAAGUCUCGCGCGUCUUCCCCUUCAACGAUGCUUGCCAGUGGUUUAUCGAUCGUGCCGACAUCAUCUUUCUGGUCUACGACCCAGCCAAGUUGGAUGUCGGCCCAGAGACCGAGGCCAUUCUCGAUCAGCUGAAGGGGCGCGAGUAUCAGACGCGCAUCAUUCUUAACAAGGCGGACACUGUGAAGCCCGAAGAGCUGUUGCGUGUGCAGGGCGCCCUCAUUUGGAACAUCUCGCCGCUGAUGUCGUCGGCGCAACCGCCACUUAUGUAUACCACCUCGUUGUGGACGCAUCCCUAUCAGGAUGGAGCACCAGCCCGUCUGCUCUUGGCCCAGGAGCGUGCGUUCUUGCGCGAUUUACGUACUGCCAUCGAUAAACGUAUCGAGCACAAGAUUGCCAGUGCUCGUCGCUUUGCUGUGCGUGUGCGUAAUCAUGCCAAGAUGGUUGACUGCUAUUUGAACACCUACUAUAACCACAAGACGCUGUUUGGCAACAAGAAACGCAUCUCGGAUGACAUCAUCGAUCAUCCACAACACUAUCACAUCUACGAGGGUCUCUCGACCCUGACCAACAUCUCACGUUACGAUUUACCCGAUCCCGAGGUCUAUCGCGACUUCUUCCGUCUGAAUCCUCUGUACGAGUUCAAGAAACUCACCGAGACUUGCACCUACUUCCGCGGCUGUCCCAUUACCAAAUUGGACUUGGCUAUUGCUUACGAGCUGCCCGAAUUGGCGGGCAAAUACAAGAAAAUGUCCGAUGCCGCUUUGGCCACCAUUGAGGCACAGGCCGAGAAAGCCGAGUCUGAGGCAGUCGAGGUAAAUGCGGAGCCGAAAAAGACGAGAUGAGGUGUUGGCUCCGUUAAGGAGAAACCUGCCAUUUAGUUUGUUUUAAAGAGAGAUAGAUAGAAUGUGACAUCGGCUUCGUUAACCGUCUAGAGACAAUUAACUGCAUCAUAUUUUUAUGGAGAGAGUGAGAGAGAGACACAUCCACCUAGAGCCAAACAAAUGAGAGCAAAUAAAAUUGUUAACGUACUUAAUGACGAUGAUGACAACAAACUACAAACAAUAACAGGAACAAAACAAACAGAGAACAACAACAACAGC